Molecule: messenger RNA, 844 nt
Organism: Electrophorus electricus (electric eel)
Lineage: Eukaryota; Metazoa; Chordata; Actinopteri; Gymnotiformes; Gymnotidae
Gene: coa4
Product: cytochrome c oxidase assembly factor 4 homolog
Biological process (GO): mitochondrial respiratory chain complex IV assembly
Cellular component (GO): mitochondrial intermembrane space
Source: RefSeq, a predicted model, not a curated record
UCAUUGCGCCUGUUUUCACAUGUUAGAAGUGUGUUGCAAGUUAGCUAACGUAUGUAAAUAUUUAAAAGUUUUCCAAGUGCAGAGUUUGUACAUUUUAGAUCUCCGGAUAUUUGUACUGAGGAUUUUUUUUUUUGUUAGCUGGCUAUUCCACACGCUUGGUUCUCUACGUUCUUCAUGCCAAUGAGAUUUCAAACGUUCAUAAACUUCAGACUGCCACUCACCAGUCGAUUGGUCCUGGACACUAGAGAUUUAAAUCAGGAUGGCGUCUCCUCCUUCACCGUCACCCCAUGACCGCAGCAGACCGGAGGACGAAAACGACCCAGUGGAUCAGAUGAUCUCCAGGACAGGCUGCGCACCACUUCACUAUGCCGUCCAGGAGUGCAUGGCAGAGCACCAGGACUGGAGACAAUGCCAGCCGCAGGUUAAGGACUUUAAAGAAUGCAUGAUGUCAUUCCAGAACGCUCAGAGAGAACAGUUGUUAAAACAAAGAGCUACAGGUACAGAGUCGGUCUGAUGAAAACACUCCAACUAUUAAAGGAAUUUAAGACAUCAUUCAUGUGAGUGUCUAUGACAAUUCGGCAUGAAUGCAUUUUUAUUCCAUCAUAGAUUCAAAUCAGAUUCAGAUAUAAAUUUUUCCUGACAGAUUUAAUUCAUAAUUUAAAAAAAAGUUUUGCUGCUAAGUUUUAUUAUUAUUAUUAUUUUUUUUACAUAAAUUACUUUUAGAUUAUUGUGUCCUCUUGUUUUAUAAGGAUUUUUAAUUGUGAUAUGAUAUAUAACACUAUGGUGUAUCAACAUUGCACUGGAAUGUCAACACCACAGUGGACAUUAAAACUACCUCCAAACA